UAUUUAGCAAUAACUCCUCCUUCGCCAUCAUAAUAGCAGCACGAAGAAAAAUACGCAAUCGAUUUAAAUAGAGCGCGAAGUUAGUAGACAUGCCUUUACUGCAGAACCAGGGGACAAUUACUUGCGUCCUUUCACCCACGCCACCUACAAACUUGCACGCAUGUCCGAAGUUCGAACCCCGAAUUCACGCAUGCGCCUCACCAAUUAAUGAUUUCUCGUACGCUAGAUAUUUCUCGCGAGCUUUGUGUUUCCAUAAUGAACCUAAAAAUAGUUUUUGGGAGGCAUUAGUGUUAUUGUAAGAUUUGUAAAUGAAGCUGUCAAAAGGUAGAUAGUAGAUCAUAAAGGCGACAUGAGUUCGCUAAAACUAAACGAGAGAUGUUCUAGCAGCAUGAGUAAUGGAAAGAAACACCUCAGCAACGAUUGCAAAGAAGAUUCGCUAGAUAAUUCAGUGAGAGAAUCCAUUAAAUCGGAGAGAGCCGGUGGCAAAAAUGAAGAAGACUGGCGUAGAAGAACCAUAAUUGUGGAAAAUAAAAAUGGCAGUUACGGGUUUACUCUUCAAAGCUACGGAAUUCACUACAAGAGGGAACAAGAAAUUGAGGUGAUAACUUACGUGGACCACGUGGAAGCAGAAGGACCAGCAGCAGCAGCAGGCAUGCGUGAGGGCGAUGUCAUCAUCUCAAUCAACGGUACCGACGUGGAGAGAGCCGAUCACGCGGUCAUAGUCGAUGCUAUUAAUGGUUGCGACUCACGCAUGCGAAUGGUCGUCAUUUUUGAAGACUGUGUCCGUAAGGUCGAGCUACAUCUAAAAUAUAUUAAUCUCCAACGAGCCAUUCAAUCAAAAAUGCGCGAGCUUGAUCAACUCAAUAUUCGCGAGAGGCAACUCUUUGAUACCAACUGGAAAACACACAGCUUGCCUUCACAGAAGAAAAAGUCCUCCCCGUCAGAUGUAAUUUCUGACAAUGAAGAGAACAACGUUACUGACACAAUCAACAACGCAUAUUGUAGACCAACAUUAUCAAGCGAAAAUGUAACCUCCGCAAAAUCUGCUCAAACGAACGUGCUAAUGUAUCAAUAUUUAGACCCACGAUAUGGAGCAUGUGUAGUCCAACCUAGCAUACGAACUGGCGGUUUUGUUAUCACUGUAGGCUCACCAAGAAACAGGCGAGACUGCCAACAUUUCGUGAUGAAAAACUCUAGCGAUGAUCAUCGGGCUAACGAAACAUAUAAAUCUACGAAUGGAAAACAUGCGAAGUCACAUCGAAAUAGUCACGGGUAUGGUUGUGCUCCAUGUAUACCAGUUUACAAUAAUAAAGACUCUAAUAGCUUGGACGACUACUAUCUUGCCAGUCCUUGCUGUGAUCCUCACUGCGUGCCUAAUUCUAAAAAGAAAGUAAAACGCAAGAAAGAGUGUUCAAAAGAACAUAAAAGAAAAGAAAAAUAUCAACAAGUCGAUAAGUCCACUCAAAAACCAGAUAACUGUUCACAGUCGCGAUCUAAAAAAGUUUGUUCCUCCGGACAUUGCUCUAAUCGUUACCGUUACUUGACGACAGAAUCAACACAGGCUAGUCAAUGCAGCCUGCAGUCCUACGCAACAAGCACCGCUAACGUCCCGUGCGACAAUUCUGCUUCCAGCUACAGCACAUCUCUAAGUAGCGACACCUUAUUCUGUUACAACGACCGUUCGGAAACUAAAUCAUCGCCAAAAAUACAAUAUCAGAGCUCCCAUCAGCACGUGAAACCCAAGUCGUGGGAUAAUUUGACCACGAAAGCCUUCGGAGGUUACGGAUUCGGAUACGGCUAUUUAGAUACGAGUGCAAAACAAUCAAGUCGGUCUAAAAGUCACGGCAGAAAUCACAGUGCCCGUAAUUCACAAAGCCACCAUGAAUACCAACAACACGGACAAGAAAAACAUGGCCAGCAUCAAAAUGCUGUAUCUCAUCAUUAUUCAAUGUACGGCCGAAGUCAUAGUCAAUGUGCGCCAACGAAAUCAACUGAAAGUUUGAUUGUUGUUCCUAAACACCAAUUAGAGAGCAGCGGUUCUGAAACCCGUCUAGCUUGCGAUUGCGAAUCCAUUGAGUACUAUCGAAAAGUGAACACCAGCAAAAGUCCGGCCGAGAACCAUUCGACUGGUUAUUAUUCCCAACACUUUAUCUAUCCCACACAUUCGUACAAAAAGAACGAUUCAAAUGUAAGCUCAGAAAUAACAAGACUAUAAUAAGGCCACCUACAUUUAGAUAUCUAAUAACUGCUCAAAAUUAGGCCUAAAAUAAAUGACACACGUGCUCUCGCUGGCCUAUUUGAAGUAUAGGUUAAGUCACUUUUUAAUGACAUUGUAAUGGUUUGUGGAUAUAGGAUCCUGCUGUAAUCGCUUUUAGCAUAUUGAUUUUGUACACAUCAUAUAGAAAAAUAAAUUUAAAAAACUUAGGAUGUCGUUUACUUGUUUCAAUUGAUCCGGUAAUUAGGUGUUAUUUCAUUAUUAUUAAUUUUUGUCAAUUCCGUAUG
This is a messenger RNA of Hyposmocoma kahamanoa, 2502 nucleotides long. RefSeq lists its product as uncharacterized. The coding region runs from base 350 to 2215 and encodes 621 amino acids. Lineage: Eukaryota; Metazoa; Arthropoda; Insecta; Lepidoptera; Cosmopterigidae. The transcript is spliced from 3 exons. The record is from RefSeq and is a predicted model, not a curated record. Gene Ontology annotation, molecular function: protein binding.